Molecule: messenger RNA, 2527 nt
Organism: Mus pahari (shrew mouse)
Lineage: Eukaryota; Metazoa; Chordata; Mammalia; Rodentia; Muridae
Gene: Kcnab3
Product: potassium voltage-gated channel subfamily A regulatory beta subunit 3
Exons: 14
Coding region: 422-1636 (404 amino acids)
Biological process (GO): potassium ion transport; regulation of potassium ion transmembrane transport
Cellular component (GO): membrane; voltage-gated potassium channel complex; cytoplasm
Molecular function (GO): voltage-gated potassium channel activity; potassium channel regulator activity; transmembrane transporter binding
Source: RefSeq, a predicted model, not a curated record
GUUAAUGAGCUGGGCUUGCUGCCGACGCGGCUAGGAGCACAGCGGUCCCGCAGCGGUUCCAGCUGAAGUGGCACCCGUCUUUCGCUACCCCUUGUUCCUGGGUUGCUAUCCUUGAAGACCGUCCUCGACUUUUCUUUAUCCUUCCCCGUUUAUCCUCCCCAUUUAUCCUCUCAAUCCCUUCAUCACAGCCCCCAGCACCUGAAUACCCACCACUCCGGGCGACCCCACGGUUUUUCUUUCCCGCCGCAAAACCCGCGACCUCCAGCAGCCCGCCCCCGCGGGCCCGAUCCCGUUUGGCGGCUCUAGCUGCAGCCUUCUCAGCCUUCCCGCUCUCCCUAGGAUCGCGCUAUUACCACACCGGUGUCUGCCCUCGGACUUCCCCGCUCCCUCGGAGCCCCCUCCCCCGCCCUGGCUAUCCGGUAUGCAGGUGUCUAUCGCGUGUACCGAGCAGAACCUUCGCAGCCGGAGCAGUGAGGACCGUCUCUGUGGACCCCGGCCCGGUCCUGGGGGCGGUAAUGGAGGGCCAGUGGGCGGAGGGCAUGGGAACCCUCCGGGGGGUGGAGGAUCGAGCUCGAAGUCACGAGCUGCAGUGGUCCCCAGACCCCCAGCACCUGCUGGGGCCCUUCGAGAGAGCACCGGCCGAGGCACUGGCAUGAAAUACAGGAACCUAGGAAAGUCUGGACUCCGGGUGUCCUGUCUUGGCCUUGGUACCUGGGUCACAUUUGGCUCUCAGAUCUCAGAUGAGACAGCAGAAGAUCUCCUGACAGUCGCCUAUGAGCACGGCAUAAACCUGUUUGACACUGCUGAAGUGUACUCGGCAGGAAAGGCUGAAAGAACCCUUGGCAAUAUUCUCAAGAGCAAAGGCUGGAGGAGAUCAAGCUAUGUUAUCACCACCAAAAUUUUUUGGGGCGGACAGGCAGAAACUGAGCGUGGCUUGAGUCGCAAACACAUCAUUGAAGGCUUGCAAGGAUCCCUGGACCGCCUCCAACUGGAAUAUGUUGACAUAGUAUUCGCCAAUCGUUCAGACCCUAACAGUCCUAUGGAGGAGAUUGUGAGAGCCAUGACCUAUGUCAUCAACCAGGGCCUGGCCCUAUACUGGGGGACAUCCAGAUGGAGUGCUGCAGAAAUCAUGGAGGCCUACUCCAUGGCCAGACAGUUCAAUCUGAUCCCUCCUGUGUGCGAACAAGCGGAGAACCACUUCUUUCAGAGGGAGAAGGUGGAGAUGCAGCUGCCUGAGCUCUACCACAAAAUUGGUGUUGGCUCAGUCACUUGGUCCCCCCUGGCGUGUGGCCUCAUUACUAGCAAGUAUGAUGGGCGAGUUCCGGAUACUUGCAAAGCCACUGUCAAGGGCUACCAGUGGCUCAAAGAAAAAGUGCAGAGUGAGGAAGGCAAGAAGCAACAAGCCAGAGUGAUGGAUCUUCUCCCCACUGCUCACCAGCUAGGCUGCACCGUGGCCCAACUAGCAAUAGCCUGGUGUCUCCGAAGCGAGGGUGUCAGCUCAGUUUUACUGGGGGUGUCCAGUGCAGAGCAGCUGAUGGAACAUCUGGGCUCCCUACAGGUGCUGAGUCAGCUGACGCCGCAAACGGUGGUGGAAAUAGAUGCGCUCUUGGGGAACAAAUCGCAUUCCAAGAAAUAGUCCGUUGGGGGCGCGGGGACCCAAUGCGGAGUGAUUGCACCCUCUGGAAAGCCACUUUCCUGCACCUGCAAUCAGCUCCGGCUCCCCACCGACCAAACCCUGCUCCCACGCAGCGCCGCGGCAGAAUCAGGGUAGCCCCGCCCACCAACGAGUCCCGGCUUCGAGUAGCGAUUCGCAUGAACAAAGCCAUAUCCUUUCACCGUGGGGCGCCGGCACGGGAGAGAAAGUAGAUCUCCCGCCCACUCUCUACGCCCCAACUGUUCCUAGAGCUAGGCCUUCUCGCUGAUCUAGGGCAUGAGCCUUCUCCUCUCGGCCAUUUGGUCUUGCACCGCUCUGCUCAUUUCUUCCCCCUAUUGCUGAAACCCAGAAAACAUCGAGCAGCUAAAAGAAACAUUGAGACUAUCUCAAAAAUGGGCCUUGAAAUGUCAUCAAGGGGGCAAGAACCUACACCGGCAACGGGGCUUUGUAGUAUUUGUUUAAUAGAAGCCAGGCUGGCCCUGGCAGAAAGUAAUUAUAAUCUUUGGAAUGCAGACUCCUGCCUCCUGCCUGGAGGUGGAAGAAUUAAGUCUAGAACUAGGGUCACACUCUGUGUUUACAGAGAGGGGAUAAAGUUGGGGAAGACAAAUGUUGACAAAGGCAGAAAGAAAUGUACUGGCUGUGUCGCAGAAAUGACAAAGUGGCACUUGGAAAACAAAGUUCUUUGGAGGAUUUAGUGCAUGUGGUCCACUGGCAAAGAUGUAAAAGAUCUGGGGGAAAACUUGGGCUCGAACUGGACUUAGUAUGUAGCAGCAGAUGACUUUAGUCGUCUUCCUGGCAAUAGACCUAAAGCAAUAAAGAUGGCCCCUCUGCUGUAAGACUUCCCAGGGAACUGUAAAUAAAAUCUCAGCUUGA